Cryptomeria japonica (Japanese cedar) is the source of this 1586-nucleotide messenger RNA. RefSeq names its product N6-mAMP deaminase. Lineage: Eukaryota; Viridiplantae; Streptophyta; Pinopsida; Cupressales; Cupressaceae. The coding region runs from base 178 to 1278 and encodes 366 amino acids. The record is from RefSeq and is a predicted model, not a curated record. Gene Ontology annotation, biological process: inosine biosynthetic process; adenosine catabolic process. Gene Ontology annotation, molecular function: adenosine deaminase activity. The transcript has 11 exons.
AUAUAUUUUGAUUUUCAAUUAAUUUUUAAUAAAUAGGGUCAAACGUGCAUAUGAUACGCCAAAACAUGAGAUUAGAAAAGAAAAGGAAAAUCUGACUGAGUAGGGCCCAUCGAAUGAGGAGGCAAACAGUGAAGAAACAGCUUAGGGUAGGACAUAGAUGGAGUUGAUUGAGUGACAAUGGCGGAGUGGUGGCGUGGGGUUCCCAAGCUGGAGCUUCAUGCUCAUCUCAACGGUUCCAUCCGCAGUUCUACGCUUCUGGAACUUGCAAAGGAAAGGAGCAAGAAAGGUGAUCUAGUGCUUUCUGAGGUGGAGGGUGUAAUCUUGAAAGAUGAUCGUUCUUUGCAGGAAUGCUUCAAGCUAUUUGAUUUGAUUCAUGUUCUUACUACUGACCAUGGUACCAUCAGUAGAAUCACCAAAGAAGUCAUUGAAGACUUCGCAGCAGAAAAUGUGAUAUAUUUGGAGUUACGGACAACACCAAAGAAGAAUGAAGCUGUAGGUAUGAGCAAGCGUUCAUAUGUAGAAGCAGUUUUAGCUGGAUUCAAGGCAGUAGAAACAGUGAAAGCGAUUCAUCUUCCUUCAGAUGGAAAUAUUCAAUAUCCUGAUGAGGUCACACACAAAAAUAGUACAUCUGAAGGUCCUAGAAUGCAGCAAAUAUUUGUCCGCCUUCUUCUAAGUAUUGACCGUCGUGAGAGUCUAGAUGGAGCGAUGGAAACUGUUCAACUAGCUUUAGAGAUGAGAAAUAGUGGUGUUGUUGGUAUUGAUCUUUCAGGAAACCCUGUCGUUGGAGAGUGGCAGACAUUUUUGCCAGCAUUAACAUGUGCUAGAAAGCAAGGGCUUCCAAUUACUCUUCACUGUGGAGAGGUACCAAAUCGGGAGGAAAUCCAAGGCAUGUUGGAAUUUCGCCCUGAGAGACUUGGUCAUGUGUGCUGCCUUGAAGAUCUUGAAUGGAAAACAUUGAAGGAAUCAGAUAUCCCGGUUGAGGUCUGCUUGACAUCUAAUGUGCGUACGGAAUGUGUCACUUCAAUUGCUGAUCAUCAUUUUGCUGAUCUAUACCGGGUAAAACAUCCAUUGAUCUUGUGCACAGAUGAUCCAGGUGUCUUCUCAACUACCAUUUCUCGAGAGUAUGCCCUUGCUGCUUCAUGUUUUGAUCUUACAAAAACAGAAUUAUUCCAGCUGGCAAAGAAUGCAGUGAACUUCAUAUUUGCUGACAAUAAACUGAAGGAGACUUUAAGGCUCAUUAUGGAAGAAGCAGAGUGUGUUUUUGCUGGUACUAAAUGAACAUAUCAAACUUUAUAUGCUUCCAAACUAGUAACUAGUUCUGUUGAUUUGAAUGAUUACAUUGGAUGUAGGGGCAUAUUCGUCCUGAUAUGAUGUUGAAGCAGUUAGUUCUCACCAUUGGAACGGGUAAUUUGGUUUGCCACCAACUGCUACCAUCUUUAUUUGAUGUCACAUAUUUGAAAGACAAGCUUUUCCAAUGUGAUAUGUCUGGAAGAAAAUGUCUUUAGCUGGUUCAAGGUUGAAUUUAUUCUGAUUUGAGUAUACGAUCUAAUAUUAUUGCAACUUCAAUCGUAAGAAUUGGGUUCAAA